AUGAAAAGAGGGUUCCAGUUCUGGACUAUAAUCUUUACACUCUGUGUGACCGGUCUCCUAGGGGCACUCGAGAAUACGGUGGUUUCGACUUCAAUGCCAACAAUUGUGGAAGACCUGAAUAUUGGCGACAACUAUAUCUGGAUCACGAAUGCCUUCUUCCUCACUAGUGCAGCGGUUCAGCCCCUAUUUGGGCAGCUAGCUAAUGUCUUCGGUCGUCGAUGGUUGACGAUGUUUAUCGUCGCUGUCUUCACCCUGGGAAGCGGCGUCUGUGGUGGCGCAAAUGGCGCGAAUAUGCUCAUCAUUGGACGCGCCGUUCAAGGAAUUGGAAGUGGCGGUAUCAAUAUGAUCGUCGACGUGAUCAUCUCGGAUCUCGUUCCAUUGCGUGAGCGCGGGAAUUUCAUUGCCAUUGUGCUCACCGUGUACUCGAUUGGCAGCUCGAUGGGCCCCUUUGUAGGAGGAAUCAUUGUGCAGCGAACAACUUGGAGAUGGGUCUUCUAUAUCAACCUACCUGUUGGCGGGUUUUCGCUGGUGCUUCUGUUCCUAUUUCUACACACUAACUAUCAGAGCGAUACAACGUUUUCCCAAAAGGUCAAGCGUAUCGACUAUAUCGGCAAUAUCCUUAUCAUGGGGGCUACGGCAGGGGUGCUCUGUGCAUUGACAUACGGGGGGCUCACGCUAUGCAUGGAGCUCCUGGCGGAUUAUCGUGCCCCUGUGGUACCACCGCGCCUAUUCAACAACCGAACCUCCCUCGUGGUCUUCAUCAACACGUACUUGUUCACGGUUCUCCUCUACUGGGUGCUGUUCUUCAUCCCGGUUUAUUUCCAGGCUAUUUUGGGAUCUUCGCCAGCCCGAGCAGGUGUUCAAAUGCUGCCUAUUACCCUCGUUGCGAUCCCCGGCGCCGUGAUUGCAGUUAUCGUCCUCUCAAAGUUUGGAAAGUACAAAGCCCUUCACAUGGCAGGGUUCAUCAUCCUCACGUUGGGUAUGGGCCUAUUUGCCUACCUCGACCGCUACUCCUCCGAUGCGGAGUGGAUUAUUUUCCAAAUUAUCGCCGCGCUUGGAUCUGGUAUGGUCCUAAACACCUUGCUCCCGGCCUUCCAAGCCCCCCUCGCAGAAUCGGAUCAGGCGGCAGCCACGGCAACCUGGGCAUUCAUGCGGAGCUUCGGCAAUAUAUGGGGGGUGGCUAUUCCCGCUAGCAUCUUCAACAAUCAGUUCAACAAGUAUGCCUAUCGCAUUUCAGAUGUUAGCGUGCGACAACUACUCUCUAAUGGCCACGCCUACCAGCACGCGUCCAAUACGUUUAUUGACAGCCUGAAUGAACCUGUGAAGAGCGAGGUUAUCGGGGUAUUUUCUGACUCCCUUAAACUUGUCUGGUUGGUAUCGAUUGCUUUCUGCGGUCUUGCUUGUAUAUUGGUGAUCUUUGAAAAAGAGGUACCUUUGCGCAAAGAGCUAGAUACAGAUUAUGGCAUGGUCGAAAAAGACGCUAUUCAGGCAAAGAAGGGGGGUAUUCCCGACGCUGAAAAACAGGCGCAGACAUUAGGGUAA
This is a messenger RNA of Penicillium verrucosum, 1542 nucleotides long. Its product is annotated as MDR family MFS transporter. Gene Ontology annotation, biological process: transmembrane transport. NCBI's taxonomy places the organism in Eukaryota, Fungi, Ascomycota, Eurotiomycetes, Eurotiales, Aspergillaceae. Gene Ontology annotation, molecular function: transmembrane transporter activity. The record is from RefSeq and is a predicted model, not a curated record. The coding region runs from base 1 to 1542 and encodes 513 amino acids. The transcript has 3 exons.